Jatropha curcas is the source of this 1266-nucleotide messenger RNA. Its product is annotated as mitogen-activated protein kinase kinase kinase 20. The record is from RefSeq and is a predicted model, not a curated record. Gene Ontology annotation, molecular function: ATP binding; protein kinase activity. Gene Ontology annotation, biological process: signal transduction; protein phosphorylation. NCBI's taxonomy places the organism in Eukaryota, Viridiplantae, Streptophyta, Magnoliopsida, Malpighiales, Euphorbiaceae.
ACCAGUCAAGAACAUGGCAAAGAAACAGAGCAUCACUACUGGCCUUACUUUAGACACAGAGUUUGGUUCAAUUUUGUACGCGGAAAGAAAAAAUCCCUUCAACCAAGAUUAUUUCCGCAUGUUUCUCGCUUAGAAUUAACAUCUUGCAAAGUGAGUUUCUAUUCCAUUAUAAAUACCACUCUCACAUUAAAUUCUCUUCAAAUAUGAAUAUAAAUUCAGUUUUCUCUUAUGGCAAUCGGAUGGAAAGGCGAGAUGCCUUCAAGAAGAUGGGCAUGGAGAAGAAACGGACCAUGCCUGGUUUUAGUCUAGAAACUUCACAUGGAGUUUCUUGGGCGAGAGUCUACUUGCUUGGAAAAGGGGGUUUUGGUUCUGUUUUUUACGCGCUAAGAAAAAACCGAGAAUCUCAUCUUCCCUUUCAUAUGGGCUGUAAAAUCAGCGACGAUGGAGCUCGCUUCUGCACUUCAGUACGAGAAACAGGUUCUUUCUAAUCUUGGUACAAGCCCUUACGUUGUUCGUUGCUAUGGGGAUGAAAUAACAGAGUUGAGGAACGGUGAGAAAAUAUACAACUUGCUUUUGGAGUUCUGUUCUCGUCUUAGUUUAGGUGAUCAUAUUAGCUUAUCUGGCGGUGGGUUGCCUGAGAUCGUCGUUCAGAAUUACACGCGGGAUAUUCUUCGUGGUUUGAAAUACAUUCAUAGUCAUGGUUAUGUUCAUUGUGAUAUCAAGCCAGGUAAUAUCUUACUUGUGCCUGGUACUGGCUUAAGGGUUGGAAACUAUAUGGCGAAAAUUGCUGAUUUCGGGUUAGCAAAGGCGAUGCAUGGAGAGGAAGAAGAGUGCACCGGUUUGAGAGGAACACACAUGUAUAUGUCGCCGGAAAUGGUGAAGCAUAAAAAACUGGGGUAUUCUGCAGAUAUAUGGGCACUUGGUUGUGUUGUGUUGGAGAUGCUAACAGGAAAACCAGUCUGGGAGUUUCGUUAUAGUCGUGAUAUCAUCCUAGUGAUUGGUUAUACUAAUCGAGUGCCUGCGGUUCCUAAGCAUUUAUCGGUGAAGGCAAAGAAUUUCUUGGGUUGGUGUUUGGAUAGAAGAGCUGAUCAGAGAUUGUCUGCUGAUAUGUUACUGGAACAUCCCUUUGUUUCUAUGGAUGAAGAAAGAAACUAUACUAAGCACUGGUUUUUGUAGGAAAGAUUUUUUGUUUCUGAUUUGACAUUGGCAGAUUUAUGGUUUAUAAUUUGCUUCUCUUUGUAAAGCUAUACUAAACACUAUAAUGAA